AUGACGGAGAUGUUCUUUGCGGCGAGUGCCUUUGACCAGCCCAUUGGGAGAUGGAACACUUCAUCCGUAACCAGCACUGCGUUGAUGUUCUGCAAGGCCUCAUCAUUUAACCAGUCCAUCGAGACUUGGGACACCUCUCGGGUCGUCGACUUUCAAUUCAUGUUCCAACGGGCAAACAGCUUCAAUCAACCGAUCGGAAGUUGGAACACCUCCUCCGUCAGGAACAUGCGGAACAUGUUCGGGUGGGCCGAAAGCUUUAAUCAGCCGAUUGGGAGUUGGGACACGUCGAAUGUCGCGGACAUGACAGAGAUGUUCUUCGCGGCGAGUGCCUUUGACCAGCCCAUUGGGAGAUGGAACACUUCAUCCGUAACCAGCACUGCGUUGACGUUCUGCAAGGCCUCAUCAUUUAACCAGUCCAUCGAGACUUGGGACACCUCCUCCGUCAGCAACAUGCGGGCCAUGUUCGAGUGGGCCGUGAGCUUUAAUCAGCCGAUUGGGAGUUGGGACACGUCGAAUGUCGCGGACAUGACAGAGAUGUUCUUCGCGGCGAGUGCCUUUGACCAGCCCAUUGGGAGUUGGAACACUUCAUCCGUAACCAGCACUGCGUUGAUGUUCUGCAAGGCCUCAUCAUUUAACCAGUCCCUCGAGACUUGGGACACCUCCUCCGUCAGCAACAUGCGGGCCAUGUUCGAGUGGGCCGUGAGCUUUAAUCAGCCGAUUGGGAGUUGGGACACGUCGAAUGUCGCCGACAUGACGGAGAUGUUCUUUGCGGCGAGUGCCUUUGACCAGCCCAUUGGGAGAUGGAACACUUCAUCCGUAACCAACACUGCGUUGAUGUUCUGCAAGGCCUCAUCAUUUAACCAGUCCAUCGAGACUUGGGACACCUCUCGGGUCGUCGACUUUCAAUUCAUGUUCCAACGGGCAAGCAGCUUCAAUCAACCGAUCGGAAGUUGGAACACCUCCUCCGUCAGGAACAUGCGGAACAUGUUCGGGUGGGCCGGAAGCUUUAAUCAGCCGAUUGGGAGUUGGGACACGUCGAAUGUCGCGGACAUGACGGAGAUGUUCUUCGCGGCGAGUGCCUUUGACCAGCCCAUUGGGAGAUGGAACACCUCCUCGGUCUGGAGCAUGCAGAACAUGUUUGUCAAUGCCUCGGCCUUUAACCAGUCGCUUGGGGCCUGGGACACUUCGUCCGUGACGACGAUGUCGUACAUGUUUCGAUUGGCCACCAGCUUUGACCAGCCUUUGGAGCAGUGGAACACAUCCGCUGUGGUGAGCAUGCAAGGCAUGUUCCGCCAGACCAUUGAGUUCAACCGCCCGCUGGGAAAAUGGAAGACGUCACGAGUCCGAAAUAUGGCUGAAAUGUUCUACGACGCGUGGAGCUUCAACGAGGAUAUCAGCAAUUGGGACACGUCCGAGGUCGAGACGAUGAGGGGUAUGUUCUACAAGGCCGGGCGAUUCAACCGAUCGAUCGAUUCUUGGAACACCUCGUCUGUCGUUGACAUCAGCCGGCUGUUUUGGGGUGCUACCUUUUACAACCAGCCGCUUGACAAAUGGGACACCUCCCGGGUGACGAACAUGCGAGGCGUGUUCCAAUAUGCCUACAGCUUCAAUCGGCCAAUUGGAAGCUGGAAGACAUCCGCGGUCAGAAGCAUGGCUUACAUGUUUAUGAAGGCAGUGUCAUUCAAUCAGCCCAUUGACACGUGGGACACGUCUUCUGUCAUAAAUAUGAAGGCAAUGUUCUACAUGGCAGAGGACUUCAUCCAGCCUUUAGCUUCAUGGAACACCUCCUCUGUCGUGGACAUGGGUUACAUGUUCGUCGAGGAUCCCAAGUUCGAUCAGCCCAUUGGGACUUGGGACACUUCCAGAGUGAGAUACAUGCAUUACAUGUUCUACGGGGCCACUUCCUUCAAUCAGCCUCUCGGUGCCUGGGACACCUCAUCACUGCAGGACAUGAGCACAAUGUUUUAUGGAGCACAAGCCUUCAACCAGCCGCUGUCGACCUGGAAUCUCACCAGCCUGCAAGGAGACGACGCGGUGAAGGACGCCUUCAUGGAUUCUGGCUUGACGCGAUGCACCCUGCAAUCUUUUGCGAAUGCCCCUGGCUUGUCCAGCAGCAUCCGCAAACUCUAUGACGCUGAUGAAAUGCGGUUCAGGGCAUGCGGAACAUGUGACGUGCUUGGAGCCUGCAAGGACACCAGCCUGGCUUGUGUGAGCCAGUUUUGGUGCCGCCCUGUCAACUCUGGCUUCAUUGAAAUGCGGGAACAGAUUGGCGAAGGUCGCGCAUGGGAUUUGAAGAAUUCCUUCCGUAGCAAGUCGGCCGGUUUCCGCCAGUGCGCGGCAGAAUGCGAAGGGCUGCUGAACUGCACCAGCUUCUUGCUGGACAGUGAGCGGCACUGCUUCUUGCGCUUCCGCGAAACGCUGCCGGAUGAGCUUCAGGCUGUUGGGGUCCCAGAGAGUCACAAGCCCGUGGCAUUCCUCAAGUCCAGCUGCAAAUAUUUCUCGUGCCCUUCAUGGGCAACCCUGCUCCCGUCCAGCAGCUGGCAAAUCGGAGGCGAUGUCACAGCGGCCUCGUGCUGCAGCUGUGGGCCCGCCCGUAUUCAGGACAUGAGCCAGGCGCCGGAGUUGGGAUGUCAAGUUUGUGAGGGAGGCACUGUUCCAGCCAGCAAUGGCCAGGAGUGCGAGGCGUGUUUCCCAGGCUUCUUCGCCCUGCCAGGAUCAGCCAAGUGCGAAGCCUGUGGUCCUGGAAGCACCCCCAACCAGAACCAAAGCGCGUGUGACGAAUGUCCGAGCGGCAGAUAUGCACUGGGUGGUGAGGAGGUUUGUCAGGCCUGUCGUUUCCCCUUUAUUCUCUCCAACAACACUGCUUGCAUAUGGUGGCACUUGCCCAUCAUAGUUGCCUUGUUGCUCGCAUUAUCCUGCUCGAUCGUCUUUUCGAUGAAGGCUGUAAGGAAGUGGCAGCAGCGCAAGAUCACGGUGCGGGAGGAAGAGAUCGACGCCCUGUUGCGACAGCUGGAAGAGGAGCUGUGGCACGAGAAGGUGGACACUGUGCACAGAUUCGCAACCGCGUUGGGUGCCUUCGGCUGGGAGCACGCUGCGGUCGUGGACAAGGCGGCCGCCAUCCGUGCACAUCAAAGCGCUCACGCUGGAGUUGCCAUGCAGUAUUUGCUUGGCGACUUCACGAUGCUGGCCCAAGAGUGGGCAACAGAGGAGAAUCCGACCUUUGUUCGAUUGAAGGAUGCCUUCUGGCUGUGUUCAGAACCAAUUGGGAAGGACAAGCCUUGUCCAAGGGAUGGGAGGCUUGGUUGCGCCUUGGUGGACUGGAUUGCCCCCGCCCACCGGCACACACAAACCCACUUCAUGUCCUGGACGUGGAGAUAUUCGAUUCAAGAACUGCAGAGUGCACUGGAUGUUUGGCGGCAGAACACUGCAAAACUUGAUCCAAAGAGUGUCUUCUUCUACAUGUGCUUCUUUGUCAACAAUCAACAUAGGAUAAUCUUGGAGCAGUCCAUGACAGGCAGCGACGAACUGGAACAGGUCUUUCGCAGCAACUUGACCCGCAUUGGGCAGAUGGUUGCUGUGCUAGACACCUGGAAGGAGCCAGUGUACCUCAAGCGGGUUUGGACAAUUUAUGAGCAGUACAUUGCUUGCUCUCUUCAAGUUCCUGUGACUUUCGUCAUGCCCGCGACUGCAUCUGCAUCCCUCACAGAGCAGAUUUCACAUGGUGCAGUUGGUAUCCGUGAAGUCACUCAGUCCCUCUGCGAUGUGGAUUCCGCCAAUGCGGAGGCCUGGGACAAGCGAGAUGAAGUGGCCGUGAAGACCGCCAUUCGGCAGAGUGUGGGAUUCAGCCGGGUCAACCAACACGUCAGAAAUGCCAUGGUGCAUUGGGUUGGCGCCACAGUGCGGGAGGAGUUCCAGCAGCUCGUUGACAAAGAAGCCGAUGAAGCUGCUACGUUUUCAAUGUAA
Messenger RNA from Symbiodinium natans, 3963 nucleotides. The record is from the annotation of a GenBank genome assembly. Lineage: Eukaryota; Dinophyceae; Suessiales; Symbiodiniaceae.